This is a messenger RNA of Fusarium poae, 1326 nucleotides long. RefSeq lists its product as uncharacterized. Gene Ontology annotation, biological process: regulation of DNA-templated transcription. The record is from RefSeq and is a predicted model, not a curated record. The transcript is spliced from 4 exons. Bases 1 to 1326 code for a protein of 441 amino acids. Gene Ontology annotation, molecular function: DNA-binding transcription factor activity, RNA polymerase II-specific; zinc ion binding. NCBI's taxonomy places the organism in Eukaryota, Fungi, Ascomycota, Sordariomycetes, Hypocreales, Nectriaceae.
AUGGACACUCUGGUGGAAAUUCCUUUUGUUCAGACAUGCCAUAUAUGUGACAAAUUAUUCACCCAAGAACACUCGUACAAACGUCACGUCAAGUAUUGUCAGCGUGCGCAAAUUCAUCGAAAAGGCCGUCCAAAGUCAUGCGCAGCUUGCAGGAUAGCUAAGGCAAAAUGCAGUUUUGGUCAACCGUGUUCACGGUGUCAAAAGAGGAAUGUGCCAUGCAUAUACCAACAACAAUCUUGUGACGCAAUUGUGUCAGAGAUGGGACAGAAGGAACAGAUUGAUGAUUCAGGCCAUACCUAUUCACAACGCCUAGACUACGCUGUGGCUACCGAGUCUAUGAGUACCUCUUUCGACUUCAAUGAUAUAAUGGUUGACUGGUCAGUACCUUUGAACACGCUCUCGACAUCCCAGCCGAGCACAUCUUAUAAAGAUUUAUCGUUCUGGGAUAUCUCUAGCGAUCUCCAAAUAAGCAUGGUACCAAAAUCACUUAGUGCUAAAGGAGAUCUGACUCGGGUACCCCGUCGCCUAUCAAACCUACAGCACGCAUCACGCAUCGUUAUGCAGAUGCUAUACGCAUACCCUCAGAUGAUGCUUCGUCGGCAAACAUUUCCACCAUUCAUUCAUCCUCAAUGGCAUCAACAAAUUCUCCCAGACACGCUUGGUAACUGUAUGGGUAUUGCCCAGCUAUUUGCAUCAAGAACGGCCGAGACUGGGCCAUUUCUAUGGAAGAUGAUAAAUGCUGAACAGAACCGCCUCCGAGAUAAGCUGUGUACGUUCACCCCUUGGGAGGUUCACAUGUGUCUGCAGGUUAUGAUCAUCUACAUGAUCAUGGCGAUGAGCGAUUCCAACACAGACAAUAAAGAGCGGAUUCGCACAUUAUUUGAAACAGUCGAGCUUAUCGGAUCGCGCUUCCUCAACCUCACAGGCAGUUACUCUAGCUCAGAGAUGACGGAACCUAGCACUACAUGGGAAGACUGGAUUUUUGCCGAAUCGCGUCGCCGCAUGUGCUGCCUGUGGCUGAUAAUAAGUUGCGUCAUCAUUAUUGAGGACGGCCGAACAUGCAGCCGAUGUGGCGCUGCGGAAGAUCUUGCCCUGCCAUCAAGCAAAAUGCUUUGGGAAGCGCGAACACGUGAGGAAUGGCAAAUAGAAAAGAAUGUCUUUGACGCUGGCUGUGCUGUGCUGACUUUGGGUGAGCUUGUCGGCGCAAUGACAAAUCAGGGAGGUUCCGAUACAAGACAGAAGUUACAAGAUUGGGAGACUGGGAGUGAUAAUUUGGCUGCAAUGUUGAAUGUUGUUGUUGAAUUCGUCUGGGGUCAGGUUUUAUAA